AUGCUCGAUCAAAACGUCUUGUUCUCGGCAUCCACAGUUCAUUUGGAACAUAUUACUACAGCCUUAAACUGCCUAACGCCUUUCGGACUGCGAGAUGAUGUCCUUAUAAUUAUCGACAGCGACGGACUUUCCUUCGCGAGAGAAAACAACCGCGUAAUAAGUAUCCAGUUGUUUUUAUCCAAAGAGCUGUUCAUCUCCUACCAGUACAACGCGCCUGAAAGCGAUUCUGACGCGCACACGAAGAUAUCAGUGAAGAUCAACCAUAUCUUGGACAGCAUCAGUGUGGCCAGUCGUGACAAGGAUGACGUUGUCGAGUGCACGCUUUCCUAUGUUGGGGAGGGAUCGCCCUUUGUACUCAUAUUCGAAGACUCGGCAAUAACUGAGAAAGUGGAAUACUCAACUUACCUUACUAAGGAGUGGGAUAUGACCGGCCUCGAACUUGAUAGAAGCUUAGUCGACCUAGAAUGCAUGAUGAAGGGCGACAUUUUCUACAGUGCCCUUCAAGACCUUAAAGAAAUUGGUUGCAAAGAAUGCUACAUUUACGCAAGGGCCGGGUCUAGUGGCAAGAACAUUUUCGCCAUAAUUUCCAAGAGUCACCUUGGUUUUUCCAAGAUACUGCUUCCAAGCGAGCGAUCCAUUUUGGAGAAGCUUGAAACCUUUGAUUCAGACACUCAUGAAAAGGUUCACGAAAAGCCUGUAAUAGGCUUUUUCGAUUUCGGGUCCUUCGACAAAAUGAGGGCGAGCGCCAAAAUAGCUAGCAAGGUUCUUAUUAGGAAAGACGCCCAUGGCUUGAUGAGCGUCAAUAUUUUAAGUGAAACGGAUGAUAUUUUACGCGGAGACUCAAAAACCAAAUCGAGUGCCUCUCCAGCGAACCCCCACUCUUCUGCAUACUUAUCCAGGGAAUACCCGGGGAUUGUUAUAGACAUUUCCAUUCUUGAGAAGGCUAGAGUGGAUUAUGAUGAUAUGGAGGAAGUUAAACUUCUAAUGCAAAAUAAUGAUGAACUAAAGGCCCCACCUGCAUAUCAACCUGUUUCAACCGGCGCAUCUAGGGACCCCAACCCUGCUGCUCAAGAAAGCACUUCGCUACUAUUCAAUGAGAGGAAAAGGCACGCCGAAGAACUUGACAACGGUGAAGACGGGGAAUUCAUCCCUGCUACAAACGACAUUCCUCUGUUCUUUUAA
Lachancea thermotolerans CBS 6340 is the source of this 1182-nucleotide messenger RNA. It is a transcript of the gene RAD17, whose product is annotated as Rad17p. The coding region runs from base 1 to 1182 and encodes 393 amino acids. Gene Ontology annotation, biological process: double-strand break repair; reciprocal meiotic recombination; DNA damage checkpoint signaling. The transcript has a single exon. Lineage: Eukaryota; Fungi; Ascomycota; Saccharomycetes; Saccharomycetales; Saccharomycetaceae. Gene Ontology annotation, cellular component: checkpoint clamp complex. The record is from RefSeq and is a predicted model, not a curated record. Gene Ontology annotation, molecular function: damaged DNA binding; double-stranded DNA binding.